Molecule: messenger RNA, 3879 nt
Organism: Melampsora larici-populina 98AG31
Lineage: Eukaryota; Fungi; Basidiomycota; Pucciniomycetes; Pucciniales; Melampsoraceae
Exons: 5
Coding region: 340-3576 (1078 amino acids)
Source: RefSeq, a predicted model, not a curated record
CAAACACUUUCUCUCAAUCAGUUGAAAUAAGUUACUCUCAACUCAAAGCACAUACAAUAAGAUAUCAAACUGAACUAGAUGACACUUAGAUUCUACACAAAAGGUUCUCUUUGAUUAAUUUCCCUGAGCUUCAAUCUUUAGUGGCUUCACCUUUGUUCAUUGUUAGUGGUCAUUAUCUUAUUCAAUUCCCCACGGUUUAGUCGAUCAAUCCAAUCAGAUCUAAACAAAUCAACAUCAUCUUGAGAGGCUCGGGACCGCGUCCGACUGUAUUGAAACAGGCAAAUUGGUUCAGGGCUUUAACUACAUUUUUCUUUAACCCUCAGCAGUUUCAUUCUCUCGAUGUCAUCAACCACCAUCAACGAUCGGACACCUCUUUCACAAAUCACGUCUCAACUCGUUGCUGCUGAAGCCUAUGCUUGUCAAAGUGGUCGAGCUUAUGGAUUUCCAACCCUCGAUGCUGAAAGAGAAGACCAGAUCCUUGGUCAUCUUCGAAGCACUCUCAAAUCCCGGAAUAAGCAAAUACAAAUUGGCCUACUCGAGAAGUACCGUCGGAUUUGUGCGAAUUCACCGUCAGGAUGUCCUCCCUUACCAAUCACUGGCAUCAAGGCUUGCCUGGCCAUUCUGAAAAUCAUCAAACCAAGUACACGUCCUGAUGCUAUAGAGCGACUUGCAAAUGUUUUUGAGAGCUGGAGAACCUUGCUUCUUGAUGAUACGGGCCCUGUUAUCGCUGGAAUCGAUAGUAUUUGGAAGUGUAAAGCUCUCAGGCAGUUGGUGGGACAGACCGCAUCUGUGAAGAGUCGAAAUUCAUCGGUGUCUCAAUCAACAACCACAAAUAGAGCGGCUGAGCAACCCGCACAUGUUUCACGCCCAUCGAGCCCACAAGCCACUCUUGCAAAUCGAUCAUUGCCAGUUUCACCUCCUGCGCUUCAAGACUCUGCUGAUGAUCCAGACCCCCUUCCAUCGACUGCUUUGAUCUCUUCCAAAGGAUUGCAAACAACAUGCCAAGCGGACGCGAACAUUGUACAAGUCAGAGGCACGACCUCGGUUGCCAUGAUCAGUGCCAAAUCACUUUCACAGCAAGCACCUGUUACAUCUCCCAAAGUAAGCAAGCAACCGACAAAUGUAGGCAGGACAACACCCAACGACACCUCGACUACAACUCCCUCUGUCGAUAAGAGACAGUCUACCCUGCCUGACUCUUCCUCUCGAAUACAAACCGGUCCUCCAUCUGCCGCCCAAUCAUCCAAAGAAAAACCUACUCUAUCUCUUGCACAACCCUCUGUACCUUCAUGUGGCGACGUCGUGAGACCUUGUGAUGAUGCAUUGACGGAGCACCUGAAUUGGUGUUUAAUCCCCGCACCGUUUGGCAUUUCUCUUGUAUCACCUUACAUACCUGAUCCCUCAUCCUCAACGCACCGUUUGUCAUUCAAACAUCUCACGAUACCAGCUCCAACUGUUGCCAGCUUUCCCAAUUAUAUCCCGGUAUUUUCUUCGCCGCACUUCCCGCCACAGCAUCCUCCUCCUGUCCUUACGGUCCUGCCACUUCCACCGUCAACCGUGAAACGAUCUCAUCCAACCACUGGUCCAACCCCUGAUUCUCUUGGACGGCCCACACCAGGAGAAGCCGAGAGGUCACAGCGGAUUGACAGUGUUUACAAGAAAGUUGAUAGUACUAAGUCUUCUGGACAGCAGACGCCCACCAUCACAACGUGCGUUGCGCCUUCCCCACCGGCACUUGAUACCGGGUAUUCUCAACAGAAUUGCACGCCUGCUCUAUCUCCCACUAUCAACGCCCCAGCUUUGGCUUCAUCAUCCCGUACGGCUGAGAUCAAAACUAGACAGACACUAGAGCCAUUGGCAACUAUGCUUCCCGAUCUCCCAUUUCCAACGGAAACCCGGUCAUCCUUGGCAUCAUCUUCAACUACUGGUACUAGAAAUCCUCCACCUCCACCUGCUUCCGCAAAGCGCCACACGUCUUCACUCAAGGAGUCCACCACACCUUUGUUAGUCGACCCGGCGAUCACUUUAUUACCCCCGCCAACCAACCGACAUACGUUCACUGAGGAACAGAAGACCAAGUUUGCAUCUGUAUACAGUCGCGCUACGUUUUCAGAACGAAAUAAAAUGGUUAGCCUUCUUAAAGAUUAUGGCUUUGGGGACGCUAUCCACAACAUCCUUGAACCUUUUCGUCAGUCAGCAGAUAGUGUACAGCCCACACCCAUUCAGAAGGAUAUUCCGCCUCCCGGGGUGGCUACACCAUCACAGUCAGCCACCCCAUUGCCCAACGUUUCACACGAUCCUGUAACUGUUCCGGUACCUUCAACUUCUCGCGAUCCUUCUCUCCUGCCACCUACUCCUGGUCUGCACAGUCACAUUUCUCCAACGUUGAGGCAUUUGAAACCGCUCCCGGUUACUAAACAGAGCUCGAAUACAAGCACGCAGACAUCUGAUCCGAGAUCCACCACACCACUGGCCUCUACAUUAGACCCCAAAAUGGCAAAGAUGCUACAAGCAAUGUUCAAUCGUGGCCCUCAGCCUUUGCCAGUUUUAUUCAAUACUUUUACCAAGCUAAAUGUAACCAAUAAGGAUCUGAUUAUCCAUCAUAUCAAAGUAUUGGCAUAUCCCAUAACUGGCGCUGUAGAUGGCCUGUGGGCUCUACGGCCUACCAUGGCCAACCCAAAUGGAAUGGGUGGGGCACCAAAAAUCACAAAUCCGGCUCAGCGUCCAUCUCUAGGUAUUGCAGUGACUAGUGUUGACUCUUCAUAUCGACCGGACACUAGAACAAAACCGACGUCCCCUUUACCUGCUAGCUCACUCGCCCGUGCAUUGCGGACCGGAUUCCCCAUAAACCAGCUUAUCAACACUGGCUCACAACAAUCCAAGGCGCCUUCGACUUCAUCUGCACCACAAGCCGUCACAACCCCUGGAAACGCCCAGAAUGUCUCAACAAACACACAAGUGUUGGUCAUCUCCGAGAAUUCAAUCUCAGGAACGGGACAAAAGCGUUCGCUCCCAUCUGAUCAUGAUGAACUGGACACGACGGAUACAUGGACCAACACGACUCAAGGAUCACCCGCUGUGAUAGCACCUGAUCUGAUGGCAAAGCAUGACAGUCUCAGAACAGAACGUUCGAUUCGACCCAGGCUUGAUACUCCAUUGAUUAUUGAACCUGGGUUGGCGUUGCAGAACUUAAAAUCAAACGUAAACAAUGACUCAAGGCAGAGCUCACCGGUAGCUCUCAAGCAAUCAUCUAUCAUUAUGAAUGACCGCGUCCAUCGCUUAAGAUCUGAAAUCCCAUCAACCGCGGCACCUGAACUUCAAAGGGAAUCACGAAAUGCGAGAUCAAAAGUGAGCAAAACACAUGUUUUAAAACGACCUUCGCCACCAGCACUCAAGCAGCAACCAUUAGAACAACUGGAACCGUUUCAGGAUGAUUUACCUGGGUAUCCAGCUGUGGAUCGAACAAUACAAAAGCCUGGUACACGAGCUAGGAUCCUGGCCAAGUAUCGUGAAGAUGAACAAAUGGCACCACUCAGGACUUUUGUACCUAUUCUGUCUACAGUUAGGCAACGUUGAUGAGUAAAUACAUUUUGGAGUUUUUGUGUGGAGUGGUUUGCUUGAUAAGGAGAAUGUAGAUGAAGUACUUUAUAAGUUAGAUCUUGAGCAGAGUUUUUUCUUUUUGUGUGAUUGAUUGAAUUAUUGAUUUUUUUCUGUGCAACUAUGUGUUUGAAUUUUAAAUUGAAUCUUUUUAUGUUGAUAAAAAAUUGUUUCACUUUGUGUGAAGAAGUAGUUUUUUGUUUUGUUUUGUUUUCAAAAAGAAUUGUAAGAUGUUUUGAUGAUCAGAAACCGCCAUUUGAUUGUCCUUUUUGGACAAGGGCC